This is a messenger RNA of Hippopotamus amphibius kiboko, 891 nucleotides long. RefSeq names its product glyoxalase I (gene GLO1). Bases 97 to 651 code for a protein of 184 amino acids. The transcript is spliced from 6 exons. Gene Ontology annotation, molecular function: metal ion binding; lactoylglutathione lyase activity. The record is from RefSeq and is a predicted model, not a curated record. Lineage: Eukaryota; Metazoa; Chordata; Mammalia; Artiodactyla; Hippopotamidae.
UGCACCCGGCGCUGGUGAAGGGAGCUUUGUGGCCAGCUGAGUGCGGGUGGCUGCUGCGUUCCCGUGUACCGUCGUCCGCGAUACAGCAGUGCGGCCAUGGCAGAACCGCAGCCCGCGUCCGGCGGUCUCACCGACGAGGCCGCCCUCGGCUGCUGCUCCGACCCGGACCCCAGCACCAAGGAUUUUCUCUUGCAGCAGACCAUGCUGCGAAUUAAGGAUCCUAAGAAGUCAUUGGAUUUUUACACUAGAAUUCUUGGAAUGACGCUACUCCAAAAAUUAGAUUUUCCCAGUAUGAAAUUUUCACUCUAUUUCUUGGCUUAUGAGGAUAAAAAUGACAUCCCAAAAGAUAAAGAUGAAAGAAUAGCAUGGGCAUUCUCCAGAAAAGCUACACUUGAACUGACACACAAUUGGGGCACUGAAGAUGAUGAGACCCAGAGUUACCACAGUGGCAAUUCAGACCCUCGGGGAUUUGGUCACAUUGGAAUUGCUGUUCCUGAUGUUCACGGUGCUUGUAAAAGAUUUGAAGAACUGGGAGUCAAAUUUGUGAAGAAACCUGAUGAUGGCAAAAUGAAAGGCCUGGCAUUUAUUCAAGAUCCUGAUGGCUAUUGGAUUGAAAUUUUGAAUCCUAACAAAAUGAUAACUAUUAUUUAGUUCUGUGAGAAUGCUGGUUUGAGAUUUCAGUGAAGACAUUUUGGAAGGUAAAAAAGAAAACAAUGUGAUUCAAGCUAUUCAGAUAACAGAAGCUCCUAGGACUGAUUGGUCAUCAUCCCAAUUGAAAUUAUUCUUAAGUCCAUUUACCUUUCCUGUUUCAGCUAUGCUUUUCACCUAACUAUUCAGUCAUUCUAAAGUAGUGCUUUGUCUUAUGUCCUUGAAUAUAGUUGUAUAACUUUA